Molecule: messenger RNA, 3076 nt
Organism: Oppia nitens
Lineage: Eukaryota; Metazoa; Arthropoda; Arachnida; Sarcoptiformes; Oppiidae
Product: zinc finger protein 850-like
Exons: 3
Coding region: 1-3069 (1022 amino acids)
Biological process (GO): regulation of transcription by RNA polymerase II
Cellular component (GO): nucleus
Molecular function (GO): DNA-binding transcription factor activity, RNA polymerase II-specific; RNA polymerase II cis-regulatory region sequence-specific DNA binding
Source: RefSeq, a predicted model, not a curated record
AUGGCAAUUGUGAUGAUUAAGGAUUUAGUGGAUGAGUUGACUGAUGAAAAUCAAAGACUUUUCCAWGAAUUAAGAUAUUGUCAGCAAUUGAUUGAAUUGUUUGAUAAAUACAGACAUUUAGUGAAUAGUUUGCAAACAAAUUGUGUUUGUAUUGAAAACAAUGAAUUGAAAACACAAUUCAAUGAAUUGGAUGUCCAAUACUCGAGACUUAAGACACAACAGAAACAGAAAAAUCAAUCGAUAAAAAUCAAACUCAAGAAGAAGUCAGCGAAGAUUGAAGACAUUGAUUAUAUUAAAUGCAAUAAUAAUAAUAAUAAUAAUAACUUCAAUGAUAGCUAUGUUGACAACACAUCAUCUGUGGACACAUCAACUGAUACUUUGCUUAAGAAGAAUAUGAAGAAGAAGAAUAAGAUACAGAUUUAUAAUAAAAUUGAUUUUACAAAACAACUGACGGAAACACUGUCCACAAGUAUUGUCCAACACUUGGACUCUUCAGCUGUUGUCAAACAACUACAACAUAAUAAUAAUAAUUAUACAGAAAUUAUAGACAGAAAUUCAUGUCUAGCGAGUAGUUGUCGUCAAAUAACUGAUCCCUUAGAAGAAGAUGACAUAACUGUUAACAAACCGCUGAAGAAGAUGAAGAUAAAGAAGAAGAAGCGAUUAGUUGUUGUAUGCGAUUGGGAAGGAUGUGGCAAACAGUGUACAGAUAGCCAGUCAUUGACAGCCCAUAUACGGGUAAAUCAUACAAACGAACGGCCAUACAGUUGUCCGGAGUGUCCGAAAUCGUUUGCCAUCCGUCAGUAUCUGGAAAAUCAUAAACUCAAUGUACACACCAAUCAAACGGCUCAUCAUAAAUGUCCGUACGAUGGCUGUCCCGGUCGGUACAAAAAACGUGAAUCAUUGCGUUGGCAUAUCAAACGCCGACACGAAAACCCGGAUUCAUUGCGUUGCGAUAUUCAUGGAUGUGGUAAACAAUUUUCAACUGUCUAUGUAUURCAACGACACAAACAGUGCGCCCAUACGGACGACAGGCCCUAUCCGUGCGAAUGGCCCGGUUGUGACAAACGAUUCAAAAAACUACAAAUACUUCGCGUACAUCAGCAAAGUCAUACCGGCGAACGUAUCUACCGGUGCGAUGUCCAGGGCUGCCAUAAGUCAUACUUUACCUAUCGGGUACUAUUGCAUCAUCGUAACGCACAUACCCGACCGUAUCAGUGUUCGUGGCCGGCCUGCGACUAUCGGUGCGCAUCUAAUAUUGCACUCAAAGAGCAUAUGAAUGCCCAUCAGGGUCUCAGGCCCUAUGAAUGCCAUUUUCCUGACUGCGAUCACCGUUACUUAGUGAUUAAGGAUGUGUUGGAUGAGUUAAGUGAUGAAAAUCAAAGACUAUUUGAUGAAUUGAAAUAUUGUCAACAAUUGUCGGAAAUGUUUGAUAAAUACAGACAAUUGUUAAGCAUUUUUCAUCAGAAAUGUUGUUGUAUUGAAAACAAUGAAAACAAACAACAAUUAAAUGAAUUGGAAGUGAAUUAUAUGUUACUGAAGAACAAUAGGUCGUCGUCGUCGCCGAAGUUAUCGGCGAAAGACAUGACAACAAUAAGUCAGGACAACAACAACAAACUUAUCGGACAACACAACACAACAACAACCAAUGAUAGCAAACAUACCGACGAAUAUACCGCUUAUGGCCGCAAAAAAAACUUCAUUUGCGAUUAUAAUGGUUGCGGCAAACGGUUCCGACAGCGAGACUAUCUGUUGCAACACUUGCGUAUCAAACAUACCAAUGAACGGCCGUUUGUUUGCCAGGAUUGUGACAAACGAUUUCCGACCGGCCAGACCUUGAAAACGCACGUAACGAUUAGACAUCCGUCGGACACAGAGUUUCGGUGUCCGAUCAUCGGGUGUUCAUUUAGGACACGAGUUUUGCAGCGACUAUACGAACACAAUCAGUGGCACAAACGAAAAUCUGGUGCCAAACGGUUACGAAAGACAGAGAACAAGAAUAAGUUGACCACAAAUAAUACAAAUACAACUAAUAAUAAGUAUUCGUGCGAUUGGAUCGGCUGUGGAAAGUCAUUCUCCCAGAGAGGAAAUCUCGAGACACAUAUACGCAGCCAACACACCAAAGAGAUGCCGUUUGUGUGCGACGAUUGCGACAAAAUGUUUACCAGUCAGGCCUAUCUGAAGAUUCAUUCAGCGGUACAUUCGGAUGAAUUGAAAUUUGUUUGCAAACAUGUCGGCUGCGAAUACAAGUCACGUACGGCUCAGGCAUUGUUCAGACACCAGUUUACCCAUCGACCCAAACGACCGGAACGAUUGAAAAUAGUACACAAACGUAACUUUGUGUGCGAUACGGAUGGCUGUACUCUUAGGUUUCAGGAUCGGGAAAAACGUUUGGCACACAUACGUAACAGACAUACCAACGAAAGGCCAUUCAAAUGCGAUGAAUGUUCGGCAACGUUUGCCAUCGAUCGCUAUCUGGAUGGACACAAACGUAAGAUGCAUACCAAUGCACCGGUAUUGAAGUGUCGACACGAUGGCUGUACGUACGAAACUCGGGUCAAAGAUCGACUCGACUAUCAUCAUCUGAGACACGACGGCAUCAGACAAUUUGAAUGUCAAUUAGACGGAUGCGGUAAACGAUUUUUCGAUCAAAAGACACUCAAUGUCCAUAUGAAAUGUCAUUCGGAUGAGCGUCCGUUUCCGUGCAAUUGGCCCGGUUGUGACAAACGAUUUCGCAAUAAUCAACAAUUGAAAGUACAUUUGGAACGACAUUCGGGUGUCCGAUCCUAUCGGUGUUCACUACCCGGCUGUGACAAGUCGUAUACUACGCAAAAAGGACUGGAACAACAUAGCCGAUCGCAUACCAUGCCCUACCAGUGUACGUGGCCGGCCUGUGAGGCCAGGUUUCAGAAUAGUACUAAACUCAAGGAUCAUAUGAACGGACAUCAGGGUAUCAAACCAUUUAAUUGUCAUUUUCAGGGAUGCGAUGUCAGCUAUAGUAGUAAAGAUUCGUUGAGAAUGCAUUGGAGACAAACACAUAAAUAUAUUAAAACUUACCAUGAUAAAACAUAGAUAAAUA